Soboliphyme baturini is the source of this 651-nucleotide messenger RNA. The record is from the annotation of a GenBank genome assembly. NCBI's taxonomy places the organism in Eukaryota, Metazoa, Nematoda, Enoplea, Dioctophymatida, Soboliphymatidae.
AUGUUCGCUCUUCACAAAACUAAGACGAGGAACAUCUUGUAUUUUAGGGGUGGUGUUGUUUCUUAUGAACUGGCCUUAAACCUGACUCGAUACCUGGAAAAUGAGAGACAGGCAUUGCCUUGGAUGGCCUUUAAGACUACGCUGGAUUAUUUGAUCAGCAUGACCUUUAGGGAAAAGGACUUUAUUUUUGUCAGGGCGUACUUCCUGAAACUUCUGAAGCCGACUUUUGCGAACAUUGAACUUGACAAAGACGAGUACAUGAAAAACAUCAUUUUCUCUCUGGCUUCCACCUUCGACUAUCCACCUGCGGUAGCAAUGGCCGAUCUUCUUUUCACCAACUUUUCGAAAAGCUGCAACGACAGCUAUGCUCGAAGUAGCACAUGCAGCAGUGUACCUCCGUACAUUCGAAAACAGGUGUACUGUCUGGGCGUUUCAAAAGGUGCCUACGACGCGUGGAACUUUAUGUGGAAUCUGUAUAAGAAAGAAGAACAAGAGCACGAAAGACAGUAUUUAUUGUACGGCUUGUCUUGCACUCAUCAGCCCUAUUUGAUUGAUAGGCGUCUCGUCGUCAGCCAGUCGCUUUCUCCUCAGAACGAGAGCAGGAUGGCAGUGGUUUCACGCGAAGCUCACCAUAAGGCACCAUUGGGGUAG